Molecule: messenger RNA, 2242 nt
Organism: Perca fluviatilis (European perch)
Lineage: Eukaryota; Metazoa; Chordata; Actinopteri; Perciformes; Percidae
Product: zinc finger protein 239-like
Exons: 3
Coding region: 172-1137 (321 amino acids)
Biological process (GO): regulation of transcription by RNA polymerase II
Cellular component (GO): nucleus
Molecular function (GO): RNA polymerase II cis-regulatory region sequence-specific DNA binding; DNA-binding transcription activator activity, RNA polymerase II-specific
Source: RefSeq, a predicted model, not a curated record
CUCAAAUGUCACCACUGUCAGCACUGUGACAAAUCCUUCACAACAUCAAGAUAUUUAAAGAUUCAUCAGAGAGUUCACACUGGAGAGAAUCUGCACAGCUGUGAUCAAUAAUCCAGAGUGAGUCCAGCAGCCACAGAGGAGAGCUGCUGGAUUUCAGAGACAAAGAGAGGAAUGGAGGACCAGACCUCCGACCAGAACCCGGAGCAGCGGAGCAACAAGGUCCCCAGAAGACAAGCAGCAGGCUCGGACUCUGAUACCACCGAUGUUCAGAAACAGAGAGGGACAGAAGGACUCAAACGUCACCACUGUCAGCACUGUGACAAAUCCUUCACAACGUCAACGUAUUUAAAGAUUCAUCAGAGAGUUCACACUGGAGAGAAUCUGCACAGCUGUGAUCAAUGUGGGGCAGCUUUCACACAACAGAGUCACCUAAAAACACAUCAACGCCUUCACACUGGAGAGAAGCCAGACAGCUGUGAUCAAUGUGGCGCAGCUUUCUCACAACAGAGUUCCCUAAAAACACAUCAACGCAUUCACACUGGAGAGAAGCCAUACAGCUGUGAUCAAUGUGGGGCAGCUUUCACACAACAGAGUUCCCUAAAAACACAUCAACGCAUUCACACUGGAGAGAAGCUGUACAACUGUGAUCAGUGUGGGGCAGCUUUCACACUGCAGAGUAACCUUACAUCUCACCAACGCAUUCACACUGGAGACAAACCUCACAGCUGUGAUAUAUGUGAGAAAGCUUUCACCACUAAAAGAGAUGUUGAAAUCCACCGACUUGUUCACACUGGAGUGAAACCGUACUGGUGUGAUCGAUGUGGGAAGACUUUUUCUCAGAGUAGUCACCUUAAAUGUCACCAGCGCAUUCACACUGGAGAGAAGCCGUACUGGUGUGAACAAUGUGGGAAAACGUUUUCUAAUAGUGGUCACCUUAAAGUCCACCAGCGCAUUCACACUGGAGAGAAGCCGUACUGGUGUGAAUGUGGGAAAACGUUUUCUAAUAGUAGUCACCUUAAAGUCCACCAGCGCAUUCACACUGGAGAAAAGCCAUAUUGGUGUGAACAAUGUGGGAAAACGUUUUCUAAUAGUAGUAGCCUUAAAAGACACCAGCGCAUUCACACUGCCUCGUUGUGAACAUGUUUCAGAGCCAAUCUAUUUCCUCCAGUUUCCUCCUCAUACCCUGAUAACUCUGUUGUUAUAUUCUGAUCUUCUCUCCACAUUGAAUGCUGACCAGCAGUAACUUUAUCUUCUUAACAGCAUGUAUGUUAUUGUGGCUACGACUACAUAUUACGCUCCCUCCCUUUGAAGAGAUAGUCCUGUUAGAAGUCUGUCAGAGGCAGUUUCUGCUGAUUCAGUUUGUUUCAAUGAUUACUUACUGAUAAUGCUUUGUUACAGAUGUGUUCCCAUUGUUGUUUUUGUCUGCCUCACACAUAGUCUCUAGUUAUCAAUAGUCCCUGCUACUAAACGUGCGAGGAACCUAAUUGUUUGCGAAAGGAUAAUUAUUAUUUUCUUGCUGUGCAUUAGCAUUUUUAAGGGGCUUGGGAUGCUGAAACUCAUGGCAUUUUGCAUAUUUUCAACCCUAGCUAUUACCAUGUUGUAUGGUGUUAUGUUCGUUGUGUUAAAUUCAUGGGUAAAGGAACAUAUGGAAACUAGAAACUGCAAUUUCUGAAAAAUUGCGGUGUGAAUGCUGGAUGCUGAAAGGCUGACGCUACAUUGCAUUGCUGGCUUGAUUCUAAAAGGAUAGAUAAUUUAAGAACAUGUUGCAGGCUUGUUAGAUUUAGCAAUUAUAUUGAUUUGAUAUCACAUUUGGGCUCGCCCUUUAUACACUCGAAAACUCCAAGAUGGUUGGCGCACAAAUCAAAACCCCUGAGCAUUGUGAGACUAAUUUGGACAUAUAUGCCCCAAUAUUCACACAAUUUGGUACAAAUAUUCCUCUCAUCAUCACGGACAUUUGUCCAAUUUACUCUCAUUAGCUCCGCCCAACUGGAAGUUGGCCAUUUUGAAUUGUGUGCUCUCUCAUAGUUAUUGUUGUUUCAUAGUUAUUCUAUUUUCUUCCUUUGUGGACUUUUCAUUCAAUAAUCUUUGUUUGACAUUUUGAAUUCACUGUUUGUAUUCUCUGUGACGGAAUGUGGUUUUAAAUCUGUUGAGGUUUGUUUCAGACAAAAAGCAAAAACGCUGAUGAUGUAAUAAAAAGUCAGAAAAUAGAAAGCUAACUGUUGCAGCACAAUAAAAGAAAUAA